Linum tenue is the source of this 5425-nucleotide messenger RNA. NCBI's taxonomy places the organism in Eukaryota, Viridiplantae, Streptophyta, Magnoliopsida, Malpighiales, Linaceae. The record is from the annotation of a GenBank genome assembly.
AAAAAACUCAACUAAUGGUUUGAUUCUUCACAACAGAACAGAGGGAAAGAAGUAAGAGGAGCAGACGGGAAGAGGCUUCAAUUCUCCGAUUCUCUCACUCUUUUCUUUUUUUGCUGGGUUUUAGCUUCUCCCCCAUUUCGUGUUCGAUUUUUGUGUGUGCAUAUUUUGAAGUCCUUUUUCCUCCACCGGGGGUUGAUUGGUAGCAGGACCAAGAAAUUUCUGUCCUUCUCCCUCCCGCUUCCGUUUCAAAACUCUCACCCGUACCGCAAGCUUUCGUCUGUCUGUAAAUUUGCUCUAGCUCUUGAGAGGUUGUAGAAGGACGGAGAGACGUGCAGACUGAAAGCUGAGCACUAGCUCAGCACUCUCGUGCUCGGCUGCUGGAUGGUUUGCAGCGGGAGGCCGCGGCAGUAGAUCGAGGAGCUGCUCUGAGUUUCUAGAUCUGAUUAGCUCCGCUUGGAAAUGGCUGCUAGUGUUAGUCUGGCUGUUGGGUCCCUUGUUUGGGUGGAGGAUCCUGACACAGCCUGGAUUGAUGGUGAAGUCGUGGAGAUCAAGGGUGAAGAUAUUAAGGUCCUCUGCACAUCAGGAAAAACAGUUGCUGUCAAGGCUUCCAAUGUGUAUCAUAUAGACACUGAAGCCCCACCAUGCGGUGUGGAUGAUAUGACAAGACUAUCUUACUUGCAUGAACCCGGAGUCUUGCAGAAUCUCAGAUCUAGAUAUGAUAUGAAUGAAAUUUAUACCUACACUGGGAGUAUAUUGAUAGCUGUGAAUCCAUUUAUGAGGCUACCGCAUCUCUAUGAUAUCCAUAUGAUGGCGCAAUAUAAAGGUGCUGCCUUUGGUGAGCUGAGUCCACAUCCUUUUGCUGUUGCAGAUGCCGCAUACAGACAGAUGAUACAUGAAGGGAUCAGUCAGUCAAUUUUAGUCAGUGGUGAGAGUGGUGCUGGUAAAACAGAAAGUACAAAAUUGCUCAUGCGGUAUCUUGCUUACAUGGGAGGAAGAGCUGCUACAGAGGGAAGGACUGUCGAACAACAAGUUCUUGAGUCAAAUCCUGUGUUGGAAGCAUUUGGUAAUGCCAAGACUGUUAGAAACAACAACUCAAGUCGUUUUGGUAAGUUCGUCGAGAUUCAGUUUGACCAGAAGGGAAGGAUUUCAGGAGCUGCAGUCAGAACUUAUUUGCUGGAAAGGUCACGUGUUUGUCAGGUUUCUGAUCCUGAGAGAAAUUAUCACUGUUUCUACAUGCUUUGUGCUGCACCGCCUGAGGAGGUUCAAAAGUACAAAUUGGGAAACCCAAGAACUUUCCACUAUCUGAAUCAAUCAAACUGCUAUGAACUGGACGGGGUUGAUGAUUCUAAGGAGUAUAUUGAUACUAGAAGGGCGAUGGAGAUUGUUGGCAUAAGUAACGACGAGCAGGAUGCUAUAUUUCGAGUUGUGGCUGCAAUUCUUCAUCUUGGGAACAUCGAAUUUGCAAAAGGGAAGGAGAUGGACUCGUCACUGCCCAAAGAUGAGAAAUCUCACUUCCACCUGACAACUGCAUCUGAGUUAUUGAUGUGUGAUGUGAAGGCUCUAGAAGACUCUCUUUGUAAGCGUGUGAUUGUGACUCGGGAUGAAACGAUCACAAAGUGGCUAGACCCAGAAUCUGCAGUUCUUAGCAGAGAUGCUCUGGCUAAAACUCUGUAUUCAAGGUUGUUUGAUUGGAUUGUGGACAAGAUUAAUAAUUCAAUCGGGCAGGACCCUAACUCAAAGGUCUUAAUUGGAGUGCUGGAUAUCUAUGGAUUUGAGAGUUUCAAGACAAACAGUUUUGAGCAAUUUUGCAUCAAUUUGACCAAUGAGAAGCUUCAGCAACAUUUCAAUCAGCAUGUUUUUAAAAUGGAGCAAGAAGAAUAUACCAAGGAAGAAAUUGAUUGGAGCUACAUUGAGUUUGUUGAUAAUCAAGAUAUUCUAGAUCUUAUUGAAAAGAAACCCGGCGGUAUAAUUGCUCUUCUGGAUGAAGCUUGUAUGUUUCCAAGAUCAACGAAUGAAACAUUUGCGCAGAAGUUGUAUCAGACAUUUAACAAUCAUAAGAGGUUCAGCAAGCCAAAACUAGCACGAAGUGACUUCACUAUUCACCACUAUGCUGGCGAUGUUACAUACCAAACAGAGUUGUUCCUGGAUAAGAAUAAGGAUUAUGUUGUUGCUGAACAUCAGGGGCUCUUGAAUGCUUCGACCUGUGCCUUUGUUGCCAGCUUGUUCCCGCCUUCACCUGAAGAAUCCUCCAAUAAAUCAAAGUUUUCUUCAAUAGGUUCCCGUUUUAAGCAACAAUUGGUAUCUUUGCUUGAAACCCUCAGCUCAACAGAGCCACAUUAUAUUCGUUGUGUGAAGCCCAAUAAUCUACUCAAACCAGCUAUCUUUGAGAGCAAGAAUGUUCUUCAGCAACUGCGUUGUGGGGGUGUUAUGGAAGCAAUUAGGAUUAGUUGUGCUGGGUAUCCCACUAGAAAGCCAUUUGAUGAAUUUGUUGAUCGGUUUGGUAUUCUAGCACCUGAAGUAUUAGAUGGAAGGAAUGAUGAAGUUACUGCAUGCAAGAAGCUUAUGGAGAAGGUCAGGCUUGACGGCUAUCAGAUUGGUAAGACAAAGGUUUUUCUCCGGGCUGGUCAAAUGGCAGAACUAGAUGCUCGCAGGACUGAAGUAUUAGGAAGAUCAGCAAGUAUCAUUCAGAGGAAGGUCCGUGCAUAUCUGUCUCGAAGAACAUUUAUCCUCAUCCGCCGCUCUGCUGUACAAAUGCAAGCUGCAUGCAGAGGGCAGCUUGCUCGGGUGCUUUAUGAGAGCAUGCGAAGAAAGGCUGCUUGUCUCAGGAUCCAAACGGACUUGCGCAUGUAUGUUGCAAGAAAAGCUUACAGAGAAAUAUGUUUUUCUGCUAUUUCCAUUCAAGCUGGAAUUCGUGGGAUGGCUGCCCGUGAAGACUUAAGAUUCAGAAGGCAGACAAGAGCGGCAAUCAUAAUUCAGAGUCAUUGUCGCAGAUACUUGGCCUGGUUGCAGUACACUAGAUUGAAGAAAGCAGCAAUUACAACACAGUGCGCAUGGAGAGGAAGAAUUGCUCGUAAGGAACUGAGAACACUUAAGAUGGCUGCUAGAGAAACUGGAGCACUUCAGGCAGCCAAGAAUAAGUUGGAAAAGCAAGUUGAAGAGUUGACCUGGAGACUUCAGCUGGAGAAACGCAUGAGGGCUGAUCUGGAAGAAGCUAAAACACUUGAAAAUACGAAGCUACAAUCUGCUUUGCAAGAAAUGCAACUAGAGUUCAAAGAAACCAAAGAAAUGCUUGUGAAGGAGCGGGAGGCUGCUAAGAAGGUAGCAGAAAUUGUCCCCGUGAUACAAGAGGUCCCAGUAGUUGACAAUGCAAUGAUGGAGAAGCUUACAGCUGAAAAUGAGAAACUGAAGGCUAUGGUCAAUUCAUUGGAACAGAAAAUUGAUGAAACUGAGAAGAAGUUUGAAGAGACAAGCAGAAUAAGUGAACAGAGGCUGAAGCAAGCUCUAGAGGCGGAGUCAAAAAUGGUUGAACUGAAGACUGCUAUGCAUAGUCUUGAAGAAAAAUUUUUGGACAUGGAAACUGAGUACCAUGUGCUUCGGCAGAAGGGCCUACCCCAGACUCCUGCUAAGAAGCCAUCUGAUAGACCGCCAGUUCCACCAUCUCACAGCUUGGAGAAUGGUAACGAGGAGAGUCGCGUCAAUGUAAUGCACGAACCACAGAGUGCAACACCUGUAAAAUCUUAUGGUACAGAGUCGGACAGCAAGUUCAGGAGGUCACAUAUUGAACGCCAACAUGAGAGCAUCGAUACUCUUAUCAACUGUGUUAUGGGCAACAUUGGGUUUAGUCAAGGAAAGCCAGUUGCGGCAUUUACCAUUUACAAGUGUCUCCUCCAUUGGAAGUCUUUUGAAGCAGAAAGGACUAGUGUAUUUGAUCGUCUCAUUCAAAUGAUUGGUUCUGCUAUUGAGAAUGAAGAUAACAAUGACCAUAUGGCAUACUGGUUAUCAAAUACUUCUGCUUUAUUGUUUUUACUGCAAAAAAGUCUGAAAGCAGCUGGUGCAAGUGGCACAACUCCAAAUCGUAAACCCUCUUCUGCUGCAUCCUUGUUUGGCAGAAUGGCAAUGGGUUUUCGAUCAUCCCCUUCUUCCAAUAGCCUUGCUAUUGCUUUAACAGUAGUACGCCAAGUGGAAGCAAAAUACCCAGCUUUGCUUUUCAAGCAACAACUUGCGGCAUAUGUGGAGAAAAUUUAUGGGAUUAUUCGAGACAACUUGAAGAAGGAAUUGACGUCUUUGCUUUCCUUGUGCAUCCAAGCACCUAGAACAUCGAAGGGGAGUGCACUAAGAUCUGGGAGGUCAUUUGGCAAGGAUUCCGCACCAAGUCAUUGGCAGGGCAUUAUUGAUAGUCUCAAUAAUCUUCUCAGCACAUUGAAACAAAAUUUUGUGCCCCCAGUCCUUACGCAGAAAAUCUUUACACAAACCUUCUCUUACAUCAAUGUACAACUGUUCAAUAGCCUCCUCCUGCGUCGUGAGUGUUGUACAUUUAGCAACGGUGAAUAUGUCAAAUCUGGAUUAGCUGAACUGGAGCAGUGGUGCUGUCAAGCUAAGGACGAGUAUGCAGGCUCAUCAUGGGAUGAACUUAAGCAUAUAAGGCAGGCUGUUGGAUUCUUGGUUAUACAUCAGAAGUAUAGGAUAUCUUAUGAUGAAAUAACCAACGAUUUAUGCCCUAUUCUGAGCGUCCAACAGCUGUACAGAAUAUGUACUCUGUAUUGGGAUGACAACUACAACACUAGAAGUGUGUCCCCUGAUGUCAUUUCCAGCAUGAGGGUACUUAUGACAGAGGACUCCAAUAGUGCAGUCAGCAGUUCAUUCUUGUUGGAUGACAAUUCUGGAAUCCCAUUCUCGGUGGAUGACCUGUCGAAUUCGAUGGAAGAAAAGGAUUUUGCGGACGUGGAGCCAGCAGAGGAACUGCUUGAGAACCCAGCCUUCGAAUUUUUACACGAGUAAGGCUUUUAAGUACUCAAGUUUGAAGCCUAUGCAGGCUGUCACGCAGUUUUGAAUUGUGUCGUUGUAAAGUUAUUUCAUGUCAUUCUACUUUUCUUUCUUUUGUGAUGCAAAUGUGUAAAAUCCUUCAUAUCGUUGAAAAGGGGGGCAGGACUAGGGUAUAUCCAAUUUGUGUAGUUUGAGAGUGCAUCAUUCAAUACUUCAACAUUUCUUUGAUUGGGUUCCAAUUUAUUUAUUUAUUUUUUCGUUUUCAUUUUGGCAUUUCUGCCGGGAAAGCAUGGGGUAGACAUUUGUGUAGAAAUUUCAGAUGAUGAUUCAUUCAUGUGUCCAAUUUUUAUUGUACAACGGAGCGCUGUUGUAUGAGCAGUUUGCAUGAAAUAUAUACAAAUGGGAUUGGUUUAGGGCUCUUUGUCCUGGAUUAUGUAUUGCA